Colletotrichum lupini is the source of this 1209-nucleotide messenger RNA. RefSeq lists its product as uncharacterized. Lineage: Eukaryota; Fungi; Ascomycota; Sordariomycetes; Glomerellales; Glomerellaceae. The transcript is spliced from 12 exons. The record is from RefSeq and is a predicted model, not a curated record. Bases 1 to 1209 code for a protein of 402 amino acids.
AUGGAAAGGCUGCAGAUCAACUACGCCAAAAGAAGACACCCUGCUGCUGAAGAUUGGCAGAAACGACCGUCUGUUGCCAUUUGCUCGGACAUGGGGGCGUGGGUGUCGGUCGGCGGCCUGCUGGGCUGCUGCUGCAUCGUUAACUCUGUUCUCCACGGCGCAUGGCUGGUGCCCCACACGCGCGUCCACGGGUACCUCGAGGUAGUGGACACUGAGAUGGGGAUUGAGGUGCGGCUCGUGCAAUCCUGCGGCAGCGCUGAAGCACCAGAGCCGUUUCAUCCACCUCGGGUCCCGAACGGCGAACCACUUACGACACGUACGGAUUUGUACCUUACCCAAUGGUCUGUUGACGAUUUGGGAGACCUCGAGGCUCAGAGGUCCCCUUCUGACAAAACCCUCUACCCCCCCGUCCUCGCUCUCGCUCAGCUCACCGUGCUACCUUACCUCAAGUCGAGACUGCUUGUCCCGUACUGCUGUGACUGCUUCUCCCGUAUCCCACCGGCCGAACGUGACGAAGUUGAGUUCGUCGGAACCCGUCUCGCGCGUAAACGCCCCGCGGAGAGCACACGACUUCUGCCCGCCAUGUUCGUAAACCACCAAAAAAAAAACUCAGAUAUCAAUCUACCAUACUCUCGCAGUCAACCUAGUGCCACUUGUGAGAACCCAAGGCGAGCAAGGAAACGAACGGCGUACAAACUCUACUGCGUCUACUACUACAACAACAAACCCCCUUCCUCCAACAGAAACAUCGGAUCAAUCGGCAUGCGUCAGCCACAACUCUCUGAUGGGUGGAUGGGAGGAGGGCGGAGGGCGGAUGCCGGCUCACUUACAUACAUGGUCAUCACACACAUGCAUACUAUGACAGUAGCAACAAAGCCCGUCGUGAAGGAGGAGAAAGUAACAAGCUCGUCCGGCAACCACCGCCGAAAAGAAAAGCACAGGCACUCUCUUAUUUCUCUUCUCGCAGCCUGCCCAACCAUCCAUCGCUCUUCUCCCCGACCAAGAGAGAGAGAGCUUGAAUACGAUUUUCACUCGGCCGGCGGUUCGGAUCUCGAGCCGGGAGCCUCACUGACCACCUCUCUCCAUCUCAGACAGAGAGACUCCAUCAACAAUCCUCAAAUGGGAAUGCAGAGUACCCAAGCCCGUGUUGAUCCGAGAAUGGCCAUGUCGGUCAAAGAAAAGCCAAAGGCUCCCGAGCCUAUUCUGUAG